Molecule: messenger RNA, 1091 nt
Organism: Rhinopithecus roxellana (golden snub-nosed monkey)
Lineage: Eukaryota; Metazoa; Chordata; Mammalia; Primates; Cercopithecidae
Gene: CCDC198
Product: coiled-coil domain containing 198
Exons: 6
Coding region: 449-1072 (207 amino acids)
Source: RefSeq, a predicted model, not a curated record
UAGAAGGAUGCCAUGAAGGAAAUGACUGCUUUGUAAAGCCAGGGUAAACUUCUGAAAUGCCUUGAUUAAAACAAGCUAUAUUAAAGACCCCAAAACCACUUCCCUCGCAGCUUUCCUCUGAAUGUCUUUCACAUGAAAUGGGCCUGAGUCACUCUAAGACUCACCCGAGGGUGAUCAAAGUAGCACCUUUGCAAAACAAAGAGGUAGAGACUCCCUCAGCUGGCCCUGUGGACUUUGCAUUCAAUCAGAAUUUGGAAGAAACGACUUCACAUUCACUGGCAAGACUGCAGGACCAGAAUAAAGCCUUGGAAGGGCAGCUGCCACCUUUACAAGAAACCUGGUAUGGAAGAUACUCUGCAGCAUCCAGAGACGUGGAUUUUGACAUCCCACUGGAACACAGAGAAACAAGUAUUAUUAAAAGGCAUCCACCCCAAAGACUUCAAGUAAGAUGAAUUUAAAAGGCUUCAUAAGGAAUUUCUUGGAUAUAAUGAAGCUUGAACCCGUUGACUUGCCACGAGUAAUUACUUCAGGAAGACUCCUGAGCCAGCGAGAAGCCAGGACAAUGCACAAAGCAAAGGUACUAGAAAAGAAAAUGCAAACUCCAAUGUAUACUUCUGAGAACAGACAAUAUUUGCAUAAGAUGCAAAUGCUGGAAAUGAUUCGUAAAAGACAAGAGGCCCAAAUGGAGUUAAAGAAAAGUCUUCAUGGAGAGGCAAGAAUUAAUAAGCAAAGUCCAAGGGACCAUAAAGCCAAGAAAACCCUUCAAAGCACCCCAAAGAACGAUGGCCAUGACCUUCUAACCAUAUUGCCUGAUGAAAUCUUGAACAGAGGUCCCGGUAAUUCACAGAAUACAGAAUUUUUGAAACAUCAAGCAGUGAAUAACUACUGUCCCUGGAAAACUGGCACAAUGGAAACAUGGCUUCAUGAACAAGAGGCCCAGAGACAGCUUCUCUGGGACAGUUCCAGCUCUGACUCAGAUGAGUUGGGGAAAGAUGAGAAGAAGCCACGAGCACUGGUGAGGACCAGGACAGAGAGAAUCCCACUUUUUGAUGAGUUUUUUGAUCGAGAAUAAGAAUACUAUUCACUAACCU